GGGGCGGAAGUUGCGAUGCAUUGUGGGCUCGCCGGGAGCCUCGGAGUCGAACCUGAAUGAAAGUGGCGCGCCGCUGUGGAGCCGGGUGCGGUUGCCGGCGCUAGGGUCCGGGCCGCUCGCUCCGGAGCGGUCGGCUAGGUGGCGGUGUGCGGCGCCGACAUGGCUUACAACAAGAUCCCGCCGCGAUGGCUGAACUGUCCGCGGCGCGGCCAGCCGGUGGCAGGAAGAUUCUUACCUCUGAAGACGAUGCUGGGGCCACGAUAUGAUAGUCAAGUUGCUGAAGAAAACCGGUUCCAUCCUAGUAUGCUCUCAAAUUACCUAAAGAGUCUGAAGGUUAAAAUGAGCUUGUUGGUGGAUCUGACAAAUACUUCAAGGUUCUAUGACAGAAAUGACAUAGAAAAAGAAGGAAUCAAGUAUAUCAAACUUCAGUGUAAAGGACAUGGUGAAUGCCCCACGACUGAGAAUACCGAGACGUUUAUUCGCCUGUGUGAGAGGUUCAAUGAAAGAAGCCCACCUGAACUUAUAGGUGUUCACUGCACCCAUGGCUUUAAUCGGACCGGUUUCCUCAUAUGUGCCUUUUUGGUGGAGAAAAUGGAUUGGAGUAUUGAAGCAGCAGUUGCUACGUUUGCCCAAGCCAGACCACCAGGAAUCUAUAAGGGUGAUUAUUUGAAGGAACUUUUUCGUCGCUAUGGUGAUAUAGAAGAGGCACCACCACCACCUGUAUUGCCAGAUUGGUGUUAUGAGGAUGAUGAUGAAGAAGAUGAGGAUGAAGAUGGAAAAAAGGACUCAGAACCUGGGUCAAGUGCUUCCUUUGGUAAAAGGAGAAAAGAACGAUUAAAACUGGGUGCUAUUUUCUUGGAAGGUAUAACUGUUAAAGGUGUAACUCAAGUAACAACUCAACCAAAGUUAGGAGAGGUACAGCAGAAAUGUCAUCAGUUCUGUGGCUGGGAAGGGUCUGGGUUCCCUGGAGCACAGCCUGUUUCCAUGGACAAGCAAAAUAUUAGACUUUUAGAGCAGAAGCCAUAUAAAGUAAGCUGGAAAGCAGAUGGUACUCGUUAUAUGAUGUUGAUUGAUGGCACAAAUGAAGUUUUCAUGAUUGACAGAGAUAAUUCAGUGUUUCAUGUUUCAAAUCUGGAAUUUCCAUUUCGUAAAGAUCUCCGCAUGCAUUUAUCAAAUACACUUUUGGAUGGGGAAAUGAUCAUUGACAAAGUAAAUGGACAGGCUGUUCCAAGAUAUCUGAUAUAUGACAUAAUUAAAUUCAAUGCACAACCAGUUGGAGAUUGUGAUUUUAAUAUUCGCCUGCAGUGUAUUGAACGUGAAAUCAUAAGUCCACGGCAUGAAAAAAUGAAGACUGGGCUCAUUGACAAAACGCAAGAACCAUUUAGUGUCAGGCCUAAACCAUUUUUUGACAUCAAUAUUUCAAGAAAGCUCCUGGAAGGGAAUUUUGCCAAAGAAGUCAGCCAUGAAAUGGAUGGACUUAUUUUUCAGCCUACUGGAAAAUACAAACCUGGAAGAUGCGAUGAUAUUUUGAAAUGGAAACCUCCUAGUCUGAACUCGGUAGAUUUUCGGCUUAAGAUAACAAGAAUGGGAGGAGAGGGGUUGCUUCCACAGAAUGUUGGCCUUCUCUAUGUUGGAGGUUAUGAAAGACCCUUUGCACAAAUCAAGGUGACAAAAGAACUAAAACAGUACGACAACAAAAUUAUAGAAUGCAAAUUUGAGAAUAACAGCUGGGUCUUUAUGAGACAGAGAAUAGACAAGAGUUUCCCAAAUGCCUACAACACAGCCAUGGCUGUGUGCAACAGCAUCUCGAACCCUGUCACCAAGGAGAUGCUAUUUGAGUUCAUUGACAGAUGUGCAACAGCUGCCCAAGGACAGAAGCGAAAAUAUCCCCUGGACCCUGACACGGAGCUCAUGCCACCCCCACCACCCAAGAGACUGCACCGGCCAACCUAGUCCUGCCUGACCUCAUGCUCAAGAGGAAAAAAGAGUGAGAAGAAUGCUGUCGCCUCAUUUUCACAGCCAGAGAAUGAAAGAGACAAGUGUGGCUUGGUACUGACACAUGUGUCUUAAGGGAAGCCGUGUAGCCAGUCUGUGUAUAUUUGGUACAUUUGGUUUCUCAGAACUACAGUGCAUCAUGGACCUAUAUAUUUUAUUUAUACCUGAUAAAUUCAGCCUUACCUUGUGGAGUUUGAAGACUGAAAUAUCCAAAGGUUUAAAUCAGAUUGAAGUCAGUGAAGUAGAGGCCUUGUUUGUAUGUGAACAGAUACCUUUACAUUUGAUUCACAACUAGCAAUCUGAAACUGUGAGCACAUUGAGUUUUUUAGAAGUUGGAUUUUAAGUUUUCCUCUUAAAAAUGUAGACAGUGACAUUAAAAAUUCUCGCUGUCACUUAUCAUGGAUUUCCUAUAUUUCUGAGUUUUCUAUAUUCUGAACAAUGACAAGGUCAAGUAUUAUGCACAUUAAACAUUUUGGUCUGGCUAUCCCAUUUUAAAAAGGUUUUUUGUUUUGUUUUGUUUUUAGUGUGUGUGUAUGUGUGUUUGGGUGGGUGGGUGAGAGGUAAAAGUAAAACAGUAACAUCUCCUUUUCCCCCUGAUGAAUUGUAUUCUUUCUUUAGAAAGUACUUUGAGUGUUUUUACUAUUUCUCUUGUUUGAGCCACAGUGUCAGAUGUCUGGUGUUCCAUCCCGGCAGUGGUUUUGAGUUACUAUGUGGCACUUAGAUAAUAGAGCCCAGGUCCCUCAUGUGCUGCAGUCCUCAGAACAUUGCUUCUUUCAGACACCAGGGCCCCUUCUGCUGUACCUCAGUGGGAUCAUCACACACCACUCACUGUGAUCUCUGGGAGCAAUAGCAAACACAAAUGGUGUUGUGUUAGUUCCCUCAAACAAAGCGUCAGAAGCAAUAGCAGCUUAUUUCUUUAGUUGGAAGGUAAUGUCAACUGAAGAAGAUGUCUCUAGGAAGUGCUGUCCUCCCACUGGAUAGAUGCAAAUGCACUGCAGAGACUGAUCACGGAGGACAAGAUGAUGCUUCCACUGUUGCGGUUGCACCUGUGUCUGGGGGAUAUUUCAGUGAUGCGGCUUCACUCUGUGUUUACUAUAGACAGUGGGUUUAAAAGGCAGCUAAUGGUCCCUGACAUUGUAAAACAAACAAACAAACAAAAAACUGUUCUGAUUGGCUUGUGAGGGAACUCAGAAGUAGCAACUAGCAAACAGCUUAAUGUAUUUAUUUUUAGAGACACAGGUUUUAAGGAUAUGUAUUUAAUUAAAACAAAUUUUCAUGAUCUGAAUUUUUAUAUAUGUAUAAGCAUAUCUGAAAGUAUAUGCAACAGUGUAUAUUCUUGUACUGAUACAGCCAGAAGUGACAACCCAAAUGCACUACCCAGCAGACUGAAUAUCUGAUGAAAUCUUUAUUUGAAUAGCACAGAAGAACCAAAACUGUGUUUAUCUGAACCUGAGUUUUAAUGUUUUUAAACCUUUUCUUCUACAGUACUUUUCUACAUGGAAUACUAGGGCUGUGCUUGGGCUUAUGCCUCUGUUGUUCCCAAGUUAUGUAAUGCGUAGCAAAUUUAUUCAAAAUGCUGUUUUAAUGGUUUUUUUUUCCUAGAUUGCUUUUGUAUAUUUGAGCACUGAAGGGAUUUAAACUCCUGCCUGCUACAGUGAUUGUUGAGGGGAAAUUGUCAAGGUUCCUUCUGUCUUUCACAUGGUGGAUCCAAAGCUGCCUGUGAACUCCAGACUAUCUAGUAUCUGCCUCAACAGAGUCAGUGACUUUGCAUCAUCCAUGGUCGACUCCUAAGCUGCUGCAAAAGCAGAGCCCCUUCUCAGAUAGAGUAACAAGCUUUUGCCGGUGAUCUUAAAAGAGUCAAGAUGUUUGUGGUAACUCUAACAUCUUAAAUGAAUUUUGUGGAAAGAGCUUUGUAUAGGACUUACUUUUUCAGUUUAUCUUUUUCUUUCCUUUAUGGUAGCAUUAUAAUCAUUGGUCUUCUCAGCAGAGUCCAUGUAGUCCCCAGACACACAGCCUCCUCAAGUAUAGUAACAGUCAGUUAGGUUGUUGGGGGAAACCUGAAGGCAGGACUUGGACAUCUAAAGGAAAUGUUCCUUUCUUUGUGAGGGCAGUUCAUCCCUUCCCAGCUCAUGUUACGUUUUCGUCUUCUAGACAAGAGUAAAAAGACUAUUUUCAUGAGUUAUCGCAUGUAAAAGCUUGCUUUUUGUUCGGAAAAAAAUGUGGGUGACUACUGCCUGGGUGGUGACUUUGCUUUCCAUGAAAUACUCAGAAAUGCCAGAACAUUCCUUUCCUAAUUGUGUGUCAGUGUAUAAUGUAAUAAAACUACUGAUGUAAAAUAA
Myodes glareolus (Bank vole) is the source of this 4334-nucleotide messenger RNA. RefSeq names its product RNA guanylyltransferase and 5'-phosphatase (gene Rngtt). Gene Ontology annotation, biological process: 7-methylguanosine mRNA capping; protein dephosphorylation. NCBI's taxonomy places the organism in Eukaryota, Metazoa, Chordata, Mammalia, Rodentia, Cricetidae. Gene Ontology annotation, molecular function: ATP binding; mRNA 5'-triphosphate monophosphatase activity; mRNA guanylyltransferase activity. The record is from RefSeq and is a predicted model, not a curated record.